AUGCUGGAUAUUUUAGUAAACGGAUGUUUGCUACGCAUGAGAGAGGCUCCACCUACUCAAUGUACCGAUCAUGAAUUCUCUGAGCUUAACACAAUUAAUUCAAAUGAGAAGACUAUAGGUAAUAAUCAGAAAGUAUCAGAUAACACAGUCAGAACUAGUUCUACUACUGUUGAUUUUAAUAGUAAUAAGGGCAAAACUAUUAUUGGUCACCGUUGUAAUUGGCCAUCACCAUCAGCUUGUUUUUACUGUAAACCAUGUAAUAAACUUUUAUGCGCUGAAUGUAGCGGACAUUUCUCAAUGUCAUCUAAAGGUAAAGAACAUGAAAAUCAUGUUGUAUUAUCAUUGGAAAAGGCUGUUCAUGAUGCUAAACUUGAAAUUAAUAAGCAAAUUGAUCGAGUUAAACGGAACAAUUCACAAUUCGAAGAUUAUUUACGUCAUGUAAUUAAAUACGGUCAUGAACUUGCUGAAACAGAAUUGAACAUAACUAAUCAAAUUCAAAAUAGAGCUGAACAAUUGAAAAACGAAAUUGAUCAAAUAGCUAAUAAACUAACCAAUCAAAUUGACAAAGAAAUUGGGAAUGAAAUGAAGCUAAUUGACCAAUGUGCAGGGUCCCUGUAUCCAUUAAUUGCCCAAUGUGAAGUAGCCUGUCGAUAUGCUAAUGCACUGAAGGAUUUUGGAAGACCAGAAGAGGUACUUUUCUGUUUUGAUCAAGUAAACGAACAACUGAGCUAUUUGGGACAAAAGAAAAUUGAAUAUUUAGGAGCACGUAUAAAAACAUAUUUCAAAAAUGGCGGUUAUAGUUAUUGUGAAGAUGGGGUAGAAACAAAAAGUCAAACAUUCAAUUCAUCAUAUUUAUUCGGAAGUAUUGAAUCUGAAAAAAUUGCAGAGGAAUUUUCAAAAAAUGAAAUUAUCAAUCGUUCAGCUAUUCAUAAACAAAAUGAACUUAAAUUAGAGCUUAGUAAUAUAUACUUAAAUCCUGAUCAAAUAUCAGUCGGUGUAAAUACUAGUCCAAGAGAGCUAGAAACAUUAACUAGUUAUCAUGAAGAUAAUCGAUUUAAUAUUAAUGAUAAUGAAUUAAAUUUACUUAUUUCAGGUAAUCGUUUCAAAACAAAUGAAAGCUUCUUAACACUAAGAAAUGGUUAUACAUCUGAUAAUAUGAAACAGAAAUCAAUGAUUAAAGAACAGUAUAAUCUAUCCAAAUGUCAAGUAACCAAUGAAUUAGAAUUUGAUGCAAGAGUUAGUACUGAUUUACGUGAUGUUUGGCCUACUGGAUUAGUUGUAAAUCAAUCGAAUGGAGACAUUUAUGUUGUGGAUAGAGAUAAUUCUAGAAUCAAGCUUUUUACCCAUGAUGGAACAUUUAUUUCAAGUUUAGGUGAUACAGGUGAAAUGACUGACCGACUUAUAAGUCCAUUUGACAUUACACUAUCAUCCAGUCGGGGAAUUAUAUUUGUAUCAGACUAUCAACGAGAUGAGAUUCGACUAUUCAGCUUCGAUGGACGUUCACAGGGUACAUUAACAAAAAAUAAACUUAAACAUCCACGUGGAGUAUGUUAUGGUAUUGGAUUAUUGGCUGUUGUUGAAAGUCGACGUCAUCAUAUUAGUCUUUAUGACAUCCGCUGUGAUACUAAUUCACCAGUACAUCAAAUACCUGUUGAUAAAGGAUUAGUUGGAGAAGAAGAUAAUUCAAACAAAUUUAUUUUUAACAGUCGAACUGCGCUUACUGAACCAUAUUAUGUUGAAUUUGUUGAUGAUGGUGGAGGAUACUUAGGUGUUACUGAUUGGGCUGCUCCAAGUGUCAAGUUGUACUCAUUAAAGACUGGUUCUUUUCUAUCUUCUAUAGGUGGUUAUGGUACAACAAAUGACAAUAUUUUACAACCUUAUGGAAUAUGCUAUGCUCCAUGGACUAGAUCAUUUCUAAUUGCUGAUCAUGUUAAUCACCGUAUACAAUCAUGUCAAAUUAAACAUAUCAAUGAAAAUGAUAAUACUAUUCUGACAAAUGAUUUCAAUAGAUCAACAAAACAAACCAAUGGAUUGAAUCAAAUCCAUGUUAAUGGACAUAAAAUCACUUCUAUUAAUUUAUCUUCAUUGAAACCGAUUGCUGAAAAGGGUACACAUUCAAUAUGGCAUCCAAUGGCUAUUACUACAGAUAUACAACGUAAACGAAUAAUUGUAACAGAAGCAUUAGGCAAUGUUAAAGUAUUAAAAUCAAUGGAAACAAUUUAA
This is a messenger RNA of Schistosoma curassoni, 2223 nucleotides long. Lineage: Eukaryota; Metazoa; Platyhelminthes; Trematoda; Strigeidida; Schistosomatidae. The record is from the annotation of a GenBank genome assembly.